AAAAUAAAUUAAAAUUUUUCACUAAAAUAAAUAUUUAAAAAGGUAUGUAUUUAUUUAACAGAAUCAACAGAUUAAGGUAUAUGUUAUCUAAUCCAGCUGGAUAAUUAUUUUUAGGAUCUAUUGGAAUAAUUACUGCUUACAAUACAUUUUAUCAUGUUACAAAAUAUUUUAAUCUGAACGAAUAGUGGAAAAAUGUAUAUAAAAAUCUGUCUAAUUAAGAACCUUAUUAUUUAUAAGGAGAAGAAGCAUUGAUUUAUCCAUGGUUAAUAGAUAAUAAUAUAAAAGACUGGGAAUUCAAAUAAGUAAGAAUAAGAGGUUAUUUUAAAGAUGAAAGAUUUUUCGUACGUAGAAAAAGAGAUGGAAAAGAAGGAUUUUUAGUUUUUGCUCCAUUCGUUACAGCUGUAAAAAGAUUAAAUCAUAGACCUUAAAUAAAAGAAGUGUUACCGGUAGAACAUGUUAUUUUUGUUAACAUAGGUUGGGUAGCACUUGAACAUUAAAAGAGUGUAGAAUUAGGAAGUGAAAUAGCACCAUAAUUAGAUCUUGAUGAAUCUUAAUUUUAUACUGAUUUUUAUACAUAAUUAAAUCCUAAUCCGGAAAAUCCUAAUGAAAAAGAAUAAAUAACAAUGACAGAAAUAUAAGGUAUUGUAAGAAAAGGAGAAACUGAAAAUUGGCUUACUGGAAGAAGAAAUUGGCCUUAAUAAAGUAUUUUUAAUUGGGUAGAUUUAGAUUUUAUGGCUAGAUUCUUCAGAGUUUUUAAUUUAGAUUCUGCUAAAGCUGCAUAUAUUGAAAGAGUUGUUUCUGAAUUAGAAGAAGAAAGCUAUCCUAUACCAUCUACUAAAGAAAACUUUGAUAAACCUUUAAUAACUCCUUAAUAUCAUUCUUAAUAAUUAAGCUUAAAUAUAGCAUUAUCUGUUUUAUCUUUUGCUUCCAUAUUAUUUUUGAAGCGUUGA
Molecule: messenger RNA, 950 nt
Organism: Ichthyophthirius multifiliis
Lineage: Eukaryota; Ciliophora; Oligohymenophorea; Hymenostomatida
Exons: 3
Cellular component (GO): membrane
Source: RefSeq, a predicted model, not a curated record